CCCAGAGCGCAGUCUGCUCGCGCGCGUUGUGGUCCACUCGGAAAGAAUUCACGAAAAAAAUAAAUAAUAAUAAUAAAAAAAUAAAAAAAAAGCCACCAUUAAAAACGCAUUGGCAAAGACAGAUUUAUUUCGAUUUUGUCGUUCUAAUUUUUUUUUCCUCACAACAACCACCGGUUAUUAUUCAAACGGUAUUCGACUAUUUCGACGGCGUGCGGUUAUAUUAUUAUUAUUAUUAUUAUUCGUCAUCAUACCCGCUGGUGCGACUCCGGCCAGGAAUGAUCUCAACAGUCCGACGAUUACUUCUAUACAACUGUCGUUGACUACCCCGCGGAUAGACGGUGAUUUCAACGGUACGCGACACUGAUACAUCGACAUAGUGCACUGGAAUAUUUCGAUAAAAAAAAUAUCGUAUAAUAUUAUUGCAUAAUAUAUUAUUAUUAUUAUUGAUAUUAUACGUAACGCGCGACGACAUGUUUACCGGCGAAUCCGUCGCCGCGUCGGCCAACCCAUUCCGGCGUCGACAUAGGUUACCUCACCGCGGUAACCCGUGAUGUACCGUGCGUGUACCGUACCGCGACGUCAGAACCAUGUUACCGAGUCGUCGUCUGAACAAAACCGCUCGCACGUACUUUGCGAUCGUCGCCGCCGCUGCCGCCGCCGUCGUCGCUUUUCGAAUUCCGAAAUGCGACAGUCUGUCCAACAUGAGCAUAACGGUUCCCGUGGCCGUGGCGUCCGGCGAAUCUGCCAAGAUGACGUGCACCUAUGACCUAGAAUCCGAUCCGCUGUACACGGUCAAGUGGUACAAAGGUCGGCAGGAGUUCUUCAGGUACGUGCCGAAGGAACUGCCGCACACCAGAGUGUUCCCGUGGCCCGGCAUAAACGUGGACGUUAGCCAAUCAGGACCUAAUCAAGUGGUACUACGAGACGUCAAAAGACACUUGUCAGGAAAAUACAGAUGUGAGGUAUCAGCGGACGCACCGUCGUUUCACACGAAAAUCGUGUCCUCUUGGAUGCACGUUGUCUACCCACCUGUCGGACAACCCGUGCUGUCGCUGGAGAAACGGCACUACACCAUCGGAGACACAUUGAAAGGCAACUGCACGUCACCGCCGUCCAGUCCGCCGUCCAAUGUCACGUGGUACUUAAACGAUAAAUGGAUGAACUCGAGUUACGGCCAGUCUUCGUCGUCGUCCGGUCUGGCGGCAUCAGACGAUGCGUGGCGGUCGACGAACACGGUGGGGCUCGAGCUGGAGGUGAACAGUUUCAAAGUGGGCAAGAUGCGUAUCCGGUGCGUGGCCGAGCUGUACGGCGUGUUCAAAACGUCAGCCGAGACGGUGCUGGACGAGGAGAAACCUCGCCUGGCUUCGAUUCUGGGCACGUUCUCGUCUACAGGUGCAUCACACACGUCUUCUUAUUCGUUAUUGAUUGUGAUAUUGGUCAGCGUAUGGAUGAGAUAACCAUGUAAAAAUCCAAAACCCGAAUACAAAAUAAACGACCGCAUUAGUGACUUCGUUGAUUUUCGUUUUAUGUAAAUUUGUAACAUUUUUAAGACGCGUUAUUUUGGAAUCCAAAAACUAUCUUCGUAUAAAUAUGUAUGUAUUAUGUUGUAUAUUAUAUAGAAUGAUUUUAGGAAAAAAAAUCCAUAGAGUACUUUAUCGGUUAUUAUGAAGUUCCGUUUUAACGACUUUAUUAAUAUUAUUACAUUGUAUAAUAUUAUAAUAUAAUAUAUUCAACUAAAAAUGUACACUAAUUAAUAAAAAUAUUAAUAAUACAUAUUAUAUAACAAUAUCUAUUCGACUUUUGAAUAAUCGUUAACCAAAAAAUAACUUAGUUAGGUGAAUAAACUUCGGAGAAGACGCCAAUUCUGUUUGUUAUGAUUUAAUGUUUGUAUUGAAUAAACCAUUGGUGCAUAAAUAAUCAUA
Molecule: messenger RNA, 1922 nt
Organism: Acyrthosiphon pisum (pea aphid)
Lineage: Eukaryota; Metazoa; Arthropoda; Insecta; Hemiptera; Aphididae
Exons: 6
Coding region: 588-1457 (289 amino acids)
Source: RefSeq, a predicted model, not a curated record